Molecule: messenger RNA, 7207 nt
Organism: Fukomys damarensis (Damara mole-rat)
Lineage: Eukaryota; Metazoa; Chordata; Mammalia; Rodentia; Bathyergidae
Gene: Cadm2
Product: cell adhesion molecule 2
Exons: 10
Coding region: 10-1311 (433 amino acids)
Source: RefSeq, a predicted model, not a curated record
AGGAGUCUGAUGGCCACACUCCACAGUAGCUGGGCAGAAGGGUGGCACAGAAGGUGGAUACCAGGCAGCCAAGGGCAGUUUCCACUAACACAGAAUGUAACGGUUGUAGAAGGCGGAACUGCAAUUUUGACCUGCAGGGUUGAUCAAAAUGAUAACACCUCCCUCCAGUGGUCAAAUCCAGCUCAACAGACUCUGUAUUUUGAUGACAAGAAAGCCUUAAGGGACAAUAGGAUCGAGCUAGUCCGUGCUUCCUGGCAUGAACUGAGCAUCAGUGUCAGUGAUGUGUCUCUCUCUGAUGAAGGACAGUACACUUGUUCCUUAUUUACAAUGCCUGUCAAAACUUCGAAGGCCUAUCUCACUGUUCUGGGUGUUCCCGAGAAGCCACAAAUUAGUGGAUUUUCAUCACCAGUGAUGGAAGGAGACUUGAUGCAGCUGACUUGCAAAACAUCUGGUAGUAAGCCUGCUGCUGAUAUAAGAUGGUUCAAAAAUGAUAAAGAAAUCAAAGAUGUAAAAUAUUUAAAAGAAGAGGAUGCAAAUCGUAAGACAUUCACUGUGAGCAGCACCCUGGAUUUUCGAGUGGACCGGAGUGAUGACGGAGUGGCAGUAAUCUGCAGAGUAGACCACGAAUCCCUCAAUGCCACCCCUCAGGUAGCCAUGCAGGUGCUAGAAAUACACUAUACACCAUCAGUUAAGAUUAUACCAUCCACUCCUUUUCCACAAGAAGGACAGCCUUUAAUUUUGACUUGUGAAUCUAAAGGAAAACCACUGCCAGAACCUGUUCUGUGGACAAAGGAUGGUGGAGAAUUACCAGAUCCUGAUCGAAUGGUUGUGAGCGGCAGGGAGUUGAACAUUCUCUUCCUGAACAAAACUGACAAUGGUACAUAUCGAUGUGAAGCCACAAACACCAUCGGCCAAAGCAGCGCAGAGUAUGUCCUCAUUGUACACGAUGUUCCCAACACUUUGCCUCCCUCUACUAUCAUCCCCUCCCUUACCACUGCAACAGUCACAACCACUGUAGCCAUAGCAACCAGCACAACCACAUGGGCAACCACCAGCCGCAUAAGAGACCCCAAUGCUCUAGCUGGCCAGACUGGCCCAGACCAUGCUCUCAUAGGAGGAAUAGUGGCUGUGGUUGUCUUUGUCACAUUGUGUUCCAUAUUUCUGCUUGGUCGAUAUCUUGCCAGACAUAAAGGAACAUAUCUAACAAACGAAGCUAAAGGAGCUGAAGAUGCACCAGAUGCUGACACAGCCAUUAUCAAUGCUGAAGGCAGCCAAGUCAAUGCUGAGGAGAAAAAAGAGUAUUUUAUUUAAAAUUCAGGCCUCAAUUCUCAGUUUUACGUACCAGGCUGGCUGCUGGCGAAAACUGGCUAUCAUCUUUCAGAAAUCAUUUCUACCAUCCUCUGCUACUUUUAUUAACUUUCAUACUGUACUGUUCUCAGUAGCCAGUGUAUACCAACAAUCAGCUGUCAAAAGCAUCAUUCUUUAAUUACUGUACCAUCCAUAAUGCAGGACAUUUCUUCCGCUAAAUUUUACACCAUUGCUCUUUUAACAUACAGUGCUUGAAUAUACAGCCUUAACAAUGUUAAUCAUCUACUUUGGUCAUUAUAUUGAGUUGUUUCAUACAUUUUAAAAUGUAUGCAGAUGUCCCACCCCCACUUUUUUCCCUUGUAAGUCAUAGAUUUCAUUACUUUGACAUAGGAUGGCUUUCACAAGUAGCAGGAUUAGGUAAAGACCUAUUAUACCGAAGUUUAAUUGAAAAAAUAGAGGUUUACAAAUAAUUUUUUCUACUUGUCUAUCUUUAAAAACACAUGUUUUAGUAACAUAUGCCCUACAAAAUACAAACUGAAAGCACUGUAGUGUAGUUUCUGAAAUGUUUGAGAUUAUACUGAUAAUGCUGAAUCAAUUUGCUGUUUAAAAUAUAGCAUUUGAUACAGGAGCCAUGUGUAUAAAUUAUAAUUACAACAUGACACCUUAUAUAAUUAUAUAUUCACAUCAUUAGUUUGUUUUAAGUUCAUUUACCAAUAAAUUGUCCAAACACUUAAUUGUUUUGGGAAUUACAAGAAAUCAUUCAUUUAUCUAUUUGGUUCUGUAAUUUAUUUGCUCCAUAAGAACUCAUCUUCCUAAACAAAACUGAAGUAUUCAUAGGGCACAAUUUUGAGACAUUUUAGUAUCUGUAUAUAGUGCAUAUAAUAAAUCUAAUUAAACAUUAUUUGAUACGUAUUUAACUUUUUUGGCUGUAGGUAAUUCAGUCAUAAGUAAGCAUUUUCUAACGUCCAUUAUAUCCCUUUAGAUAUUACUUAAACAAAUGUUAUAAGUAGAUAACAUGUAUUAGUAUUUUUGUCUGUAUGUCCUAGCACUGUUCAACAACAAAUUUUUCUAGUUCUUGUUAAUUUUUAUUUCUUAUACAAUGGAAGCACAAUGUUAUAAGGAAAGGUAAUUUUAAGCUAACAACCAGUGCACAGCCUCAGGUUUUAAAUUACAACCACAGUUGAAUAAUAACCUAAAAAUAUACUCUUUGUUUGCUACAAAUUUACAAAUUUUAAUUUGGCAGUUCCAGAAUUGCUUUCCUUUGUUGGUUUGCCAAAAAGAAGUGUUUAAGAUAUGUGUUCUGUAUAAAUGAGCUAAUUCUUUAUAUUAAAUUCCUGUCUAUGCAUUUUGUGAGGUACAAACUUAUGAAACAGUGAGUGAUAGAGAAUUUCUGCCAUGUUUUUAACUCCAAGGUGAAAGUCUCUUUCUCUGGGUUAUUUUGAAAUUUUGAUGUAUUUAACAAUUAUGAAAUGCUGUAUUCUCAAAUAUGACACAGAGUCAAUCUAAAGUCCUAUUAUUUCUUCAAGUAAAAUAUAAUAUUGCUAGAUUAGUUGUCAUUAAAUUUAUUAUAUGCUAAAGAGUAAAAAUCCAGUUAGAUAAAAAGUUAUUUUCCCAUUUACAAGUCUUGCACCUUUAAGAAGAAAACAAAUAAGACAAAAUGGUAGCUAUACUUGUGCUGUCUGACAGCAUGAUGGCCUAGGGAUUUACAAAUAAUAUCUGGAAUUUAUUUUUGAGGAAUGAGAAUGGUUGAGUACAACAUCAUGUAUUAAUAGCAAAUGAAAGAUAAAGGUGCUGUAUCUUAGAUUAUUUAUCAACAAAGUAUCAAUCUUUUAAGGACAAUGUUAGAAUUUUUAAGUUGUUUAUUUUUGAUUGUUGAAGCAUUUAUCUUGAUUUCUUACAAAAGAAAAAGGACGAUGUCAGUCAAGCAGCACUUUUUCUAAAUAUACAGAACAUAAAUAAUAUGAUGUGGUUGAGUGUUAACAUAAUAAAUCAUAUACAGUAUGACAUUUUAAGGAAAUAAGUCUGCAUUGAUGUGAUUGCAUGCUUGUUUUUGCAGUUCACUCCAUACCAUCUGUGGAAAAAUGCAAUAAUAUGUUAAUAUAGUAUGGUAGUUUGAGAGAAUCAGGUAGGUGCUACUAGACACAUUGAAACUAGAAUAGGUUUAUAAACUGUUCAUAACUUUCAAUGCAUAAUCGUUAGAAAGACUCCACAAAGCAAAAUUCAUCCUGUUAGUACAAAAUGGGAAGGUUCCUAUUGCCGAAGUAAAUUGUAUAAACUGCAUCAUCAAUUACUAUUUAAAGCUUAAUUUCAGGAUGCACUUACGAAAUUGCUACUUUUCAUUGAUGCUGUAUUUACAUCCCUCUUCAUUUCAUCUAUAUUCUACUUGGCUCCAACCACUAAAUUGUUUCCUAAAUAACUCAGUCAUUAUUUAUAGUACUGUAAAAUUAGAAAUCCAAAAUUGGUUGCAUUUCAAGAUUAUUGACGUUUAACCCUUCAGGAUAAUAUAAAAUCUCAUUGUAACUCUUAAAAACUAAAUAAAUUAACAUUCAUAGGCUUUAAUAAAAUCUUUCAGCUAAAUAUAGUUCAAUUUGAAUUAAAUGUCAUUUUCUGUAACAAGAAAAAAUAAUUAGCAAUGGAGUUUCACUUUUCUAUCUUUAUAAAACAUUUGACUUCACUAAACAAGGGAAUAAAUUACAAACAAAUUCUAUUCCAACAAAUUAGAAAAAAAUCAUGUAAGAUACCUAAAUGGGACCCAUGUAUAUUUUGAGGUCUGAAAUGUGCACGCUCGUGUGCACAUCGAGCCCCUCUCUGUCUCCUAAUGGAGCACAGAGUUUGGAGGACUCAGUGGAAGAAGUGUGUGCACUCACAGUCCUCGUAGAAUAUGGAGCGUUAUUCUUUACCAAAAGUAGCUAUUCUCUGCCAGUGUACUGUUUACAGUGUAAAUUGUCCUCCAUCAAAAAAAAAAAAACUCUAAACAGCAUUCUUCUUUUCCUCUUUUCCAUUUUUUGAAUGUACUCUGUAGAAUAAUAAUCUAAAUUAGAAGAAAAGGAAAAGUAUGUGUAAAAGCAAGUGUAAAAACAGAACAUGAGUAUUGAUGUCUGUGUGUUUGAAUGCAUCCAUGUGUGUAAGUGUGUGUGUAAAGAGCGUGUGUGUGUGUGUGUGUGUGGAAAGAGAGCAAGAGAGAAAAAAACACACGCACAGAGAUUUCAACUGUUUUCUUUACUAGAAAAAUCCAAGAAGUAGUUUAGGCGAACUGAUACUGGAGUUUAAUCUAGAAACUGGAUGAUCUCACAUUAAUUCAUGAUUCUUAAUCUUUCUUUGACACUCCACAAUUAAAAGGACAAAAAGAGAAAGAAAACGUAACUUUCCUAAUAAUACAGAGAAGUCAGCACCUCAUUUAUUUAAUUUCUUUGUAAAAAUAUAAAUAUCUCAAUUAAAAGACAGGCUCACUUGUAAUUAUGUACUCAUGACUGUAACUGCAUUAAGAUUCCAUAUAGGCACAUGUACAGCAGCUGUUUGGCAGUGAUGGCUCUUCCAUGUAACAUAGCAGUUAUCGUGUAAUUUAGUGCCACUUAUUGCAAAGUGUUACCAAAGGGAACACUGAAACACUUUUCCUUUUUUCUUUGGACAUAAAGAUAAUUUAAUGGAUGGCAAAUACAAAAUUUACACGUUGUUUUUUAAUUGUGGAGAAAAUGCAAACCUCAUAACUUACUGCAACUUUCCCAUGAUAGUUAAAAUUACUUAGAACUUUUGAAAUAUGCCCAAUAUUAUUUCCUUUUGCAAGUGGUAAUCUGUGAUUAAUACACACAAAAAUACAAAAAUUUAACUAAUAAUCACAAAUGAAACAAAUAAAAAAACACACCUAGUACAAAGUAUUGAUGAGUAAUGCUUUUGUUAAGUGGCACGAAGUACACACUAAAAACUAUGCAAAAUAUAGGUAACUACAGUGUAUGUACAUGUAAGUAUCUUGUACUUGCUGUGUAUGGAUGUUGGAAACCCAUGUAAUUAUAAUAUGCAUUUUGAAUACUGGGAAAGAGGAAAUCUAGUGUAGAUAAAAUAAUUUGUUUUGAAAUAUACACUGGCAAUAUUGAAAAAUAGUGCAAUAUCUGUGAUUCUAUGGCUGGAUACUUAAUGCAAAGGGAUUUUAAACAAUUCUUAGACAAGAUCCAAGAGUUUGUUAAUCUUCACCUCUCACAUAUUAGAACAUUAAUCAAAAAUUCAACUAAUUCAACAAGUUUAUGGUUUUUUUACUUAAAUAUUAACAUAAACCAAUAAAAUUAUUAUUUCAUUUAAUUUUUAGCAUGACUUCAGAGAAAUAACCUGAAUUUUAAACUUUGAUUCACAUCUAAUUGACUUUGAAAUUCUUAAACUAUCUUUAAAAUGUGUUUUUAAUAGAUUUCAUUUCUUUUCAUAAGUAUGCAUUUAUUCAAUCAAUGAACAUAGAGUACCUUUAAUAGUUACAGUCAUUGUCUCUUAAUGACUAUUCUGUACUAUUGUUUUCCUUUUACUCCCUAUUCCAGCCCAAACAUACCCUUUGCACUUAACCCUUCCAAAGGCAAUGGAUUAAAAGUAGUAGCAAGAUAAUAAAGAGAGUUAAAAGGAACAACAUAUAAAUAUGGGUUCUAUAAUCAUCAGCAUUUUUAUGUAUUGAGAUUAUUAAUAUUGAAUGCAAUAGUUAUUGGAUAUAACUGGUAAUAUCUCUGCCAUGCAUACUUACAAUAAUCCUUCUACCUCUCACUUUUAACAUGGGCUAUGAUACUUCAGUAUAAAUAGAGGAAAUAAUAACUUACAAGAUAUCCCAGGAAGCAUUACUUUGGGACUCUCAUAACAGUGCACACCCUACCCCUGGGAAAUCUCAAAAGCCAACUUCUUGUAGUAUAUUCUAUGGUGUUUGGGUCUACGUUUGUUUUCCUUUUUUAUCAUUAACUUUUCCUAUAGGCAAAAUAUGAUACAAUGUGAUAUGGAUAGUUCUUCUCAUGCCUAUUUAACAUUCCACUGUAAUAUAAUUGUAAUAUUAAAAAAUAAUUUAAAUGGCAAUACUUUGCAAUCUCAUCUACUUCAUUUAAUGUUUAAAAUGUAAUUUCUUAUAAAUUAAUGUGUUUGAAAUAAAAAUCACGCAUACGAUGAUAUAUUUUGGUGAGAAGUAUUAUCGAUAUGAGACAAAAAUUUAAGUAUUGUUACAAAAUAAUCCCAAGUAAUGCAAAGUAUUGCCACACAUUCCCACUUUAUUUUGUCUGCAUAGGCAUAAUAUAAAAUUUUCAACAAUGUCAUUUAAUUAUACUAAAAGAAAAUGCCAUUUAAGGGCAUAUUUUCCUCUAGGAAAAAAAGGAUAUAUUAAUUUCUUAAUUAUGAUGGUGAAUCUUAAAAUAUGCUUAAAGUAAGAUGUUUCUGUGUUAUGUGGUUAUAAUACAAAUAAUAUUUGGUUUAAUCUUUACCUUCUUUUUCAUAUUUAUAGAAUUUUGGAGAGAAUGGGCCCCAAUGUGAAAAAGAUGUAAAGAAAAAUGUCCUUAUUUUCCCCCUCUGAUAUAUACUGUACAUUUCAAAAGAAAUAAAGUUAAAAGAUAUUUGAAGAUUGCAGGGGCAAAAAGAAAAACUUACCAGGGCUCAGCACUUAAGCACUUUUCCCACACCCAGGGUCAAAGCACCAGUGAUUCCUACAUGGACUUUUAAGUGCAGUAUGAAAUGCAACAUUACGCUUACACACAGUACUGUCAAACCUCAAAUACUUCUUUCUCUUUAGAUGCUUUUCCUUGUACAUGAUACUAGUAGACACUUUUCUCUUUAUAUUUGCUGUUAGUGAAAGUCACACGCAAUAAAAUAUUGAUGGUUGAAAGCAGUGGUCAGUAAUUGGUUAAAAAACGUAUAAAAUGUAAACAGAAUUGUUAUAUCUUUUCUCCUU